This is a messenger RNA of Megalobrama amblycephala (Wuchang bream), 1633 nucleotides long. RefSeq lists its product as uncharacterized. The record is from RefSeq and is a predicted model, not a curated record. Bases 711 to 1364 code for a protein of 217 amino acids. The transcript is spliced from 4 exons. Lineage: Eukaryota; Metazoa; Chordata; Actinopteri; Cypriniformes; Xenocyprididae.
UGUUUCCAUCACUUUCAGUUAUGAAUCACAUAAAUUAUAUUUUCCAUUAAUAUGUGGAAAUUUGACAAAAAAAAGUUGAGCAUUUUACAUCGCUGGAAUUCUUUGAUAUGAUUGGUCAUCUCAGUUGUUUUGACAUUGACCAGGCUUUGGCUGGAGCUUUCUCUCUCUCUCCUCUGUUAUAGGGUUAUUGGGAUCAUUUGCAGGAACGUAAGGUAAAGAUGGAAAUUAUUUCGCAUUUCUAUAUAAUGUAAUGUAUUUCUUAUCGAAUGAAUCCCUCCCUGUACCACACCUGAUAACAUCUUUACAUCAGUUACCCUGAAAUAGUCCUAAUAAACCCCUGAGGAAAGCUCAAACCUUUUCUCCCUCCGCUGUAAUUAUCCGUUCAACCGUCAAUUAAAGGACUGAGAGUGAAGAUACAAGAGGAAAUAAUCGAGCACAACAACAACGGACCUGACGAUAGUGAAUAGUGAAGAUCACUAUUAUUUGACGUAUUGAGAUUAUAUGGAGAGAUGGCAUGAAGGGGAAAUGUGCAGGUUCGUGACAGCACGAACUGCUGAACUGCUGGACAAAAAAUACGAUAACCUGUGUGAGAAUAACCGAGUGAAACCGAAAGCUCAGCAACUCAUUUAUAUUCUAGUGUCGCCGCAGAGAGGGUCCCAGAGUGGAAUAAUUUCAGACGGUGAAGACAUACAGACCAGAGAAUCAAAAGCAUGAAUGCUGUAAAUUGUGUGCAUCUGUUCAUUGUGGUUUGGACUUUUACUGCAGUCUGUCGAGCUGAUGAUGAUCUCUCCAGUGUAAACUGUGAGAAUGUGACUGGAACUGUGGGAAAAGUAAAUUUCACCUGCAGCGUCUCUCAGAAGUGCUCUGAAUGCUGCAUUUCAAAGUAUAAGUUUCAAUACCCUAAGAUUUAUAAUGACACGGAAAUCUGUAGACAAGAGUUUCCUGAGGGCUCCUGUGAACAGAGAAACAACUUCACAUGCAGAUACACUCCAGCUACAGCAAUGACAGGACAAUUCAGAUUCUUUGUACAAACAAUCAAGUGUGGAAAGAAAAACACAGAAUUCACUGUGGACAUAACAGAGCAUCAGGAAUUAAAAACAGAGGAGGAUCCUGGAUCAGAGGAGAGUCCUGAAUCUAAUGGUGAAUCUAAUGGUAAUGUCACCACAGCAGUCGUGGGCUGUUCCAUCAUCACCAUCAUCAUCAUCAUCAUGAUGACAAUCAUUUACAAAACACAGUCAUACUACAGCUAUCCUUGUGAUUUCCAGAGGAGGAUGUUUCUGUGCCUCAGACAUGAUGAAGACAACAGCAAUUUGCAACAGCAAAGCACACAAAAUGAGAUUAAUAGCACUGACUCAACAGUAUAAGCAGUGAGUUUGUUUGACUUUUAAUGUGAAACUCAUGAAAGACCAAUUUUAUAGGAACUCCAUAAACUAUAUGUUACUAUCUGUUAUAUCUCAAACUACUAAACUAUAUAACUCUGGUUGUAGGUUUUAAAAUUCUGUAUCUGUUUUAUAUUAAUUUCUGUGAAAUAAUGGUAUAUUACUGUAAAAAAAAUCCCAGUAAAAUUUACGGUAAAAAAACGGCAGCUGUGGUUGCCAGAACUUUACCGUAAAAAAUACAGUAGCAACAUAAA